Molecule: messenger RNA, 2133 nt
Organism: Salvelinus namaycush (lake trout)
Lineage: Eukaryota; Metazoa; Chordata; Actinopteri; Salmoniformes; Salmonidae
Product: B-cell receptor CD22-like
Exons: 11
Coding region: 1-1542 (513 amino acids)
Biological process (GO): cell-cell adhesion
Cellular component (GO): membrane
Source: RefSeq, a predicted model, not a curated record
AUGGUAUUCUCUGUACGCUCGACCCCACGGCACCCAAAGCUACUGAGUUGCCUGCGUUCUGGCCAGAAGUGUUGGAGUGUGACUUACAACCAUCAGAGGAUCUGUGCCUUGAAGGGGUCAACAGUGAACAUAUCCUGCUCUUACACAUAUCCCAGUUAUCAUGAGAUCAAAAAAGCUUUCUGGUUUACUAAAUGGUCUGAUAUGGAUGCUGAAGAUCUAAGCUCAGUAGCAGGGUAUGAGGGUCAUAUAGAGUACCUUGGGGAUAAGGAGAGUGACUGUACCCUGAGAUUGCCACUCAUUACCAAGAGUGACGCAGCUACGUACUGGUUCAGAUUUAUAACAGAUCAGACUGGAGGGAAAUAUUCUGGUGAUCCUGGAAUCACUCUGUCUGUCACAGAUGUGCAGGUGAAGGUGACUCCUUAUUCACAGAUUUCAAAAUGGAAGACACUGACCUGUAGCACCACCAACUGUCCUCUGACGGGUAACCCCCCCUACAUCUGGUACAAGAACGGACAGAUAGUAACUGAGAAUACUUCCCCCUAUUCAGUCCUCCCUAAUGCUGUAGACAGCUACUACUGUGCUGUAAAAGGCCAUGAGGAUCUCAGCUCUCCUGCAGUGUAUAAACCAAAGAACACCUCAGUGUCAGUCAGUCCCUCUGGUGAAAUAGUGGAGGGCAGUUCAGUGAAUCUGACCUGCAGCAGUGAUGCCAACCCACCUGUCCAGAGUUACAUCUGGUGGUACAAGAAGAAUGGAAGUGACUAUCAGAGUAUGACAGGACCACAGCAUGUCUUCAAUCAAAUCCAGUCAUCUGACAGUGGAGAGUACUACUGUGAGUCCCAGAAUGAGAUGGGGACAGACAGGUCUAGGACCAUAAACAUGGAUGUGAAGUAUGGCCCAAAGAACAACUCAGUGUCAGUCAGUCCCUCUGGUGAAAUAGUGGAGGGCAGUUCAGUGACUCUGACCUGCAGCAGUGAUGCCAACCCACCUGUGGACAAAUACAUCUGGUACAAGAAGAAUGGAUCUUCACUGACAGGAUCUGAAAAGACAUACAAUUUCACGACCAUCAGCUCUGAGGACAGAGGAGAAUACUACUGUGAGGCUGAGAAUAAAUAUGGACGUCUCAACUCUUCUUCUGUGUCUGUGGACGUUCAAUAUGGCCCAAAGGACACCUCAGUGUCAGUCAGUCCCUCUGGUGGAAUAGUGGAGGGCAGUUCAGUAAUUCUGACCUGCAGCAGUGAUGCCAACCCACCUGUGGACAAAUACACCUGGUACUUUCAAAAUGAGACUUUUCUAAAUGGAUUUGGAGAGAUCUACAACAUAAGUAACUUCCAGUCUAAGGACAAUGGACAUUACCACUGUGAGGCCUGGAAUAGAAGAGGAUCUAGGAACUCUACAGCUCUGAUGAUCUUUUUACCAGAGAAACAAACAUCAGAAAUCAUAGUGGUUGUUCUGGUUGUCAUCCUCUGUCUCGUUUGCUGCAUGUCGCUCAGGAAAUGCACAGGAGGAUGUGAUUCCACAGCAAACACACAGAGUCCAUCCUAACCCUAACAGUGACACGGACUGAAGAGAACCACCACAGAACAUGGACUGAAGAGAACCACUACAGAACAUGGACUGUAGAUCUUCAACACCAAACCAAAGCAAGGCCUUACACCUCUAUUCUCCUGCUAUCGUAUUGCUAUCAUAUCUAGAAGAUUUUCCAGACCAUUAGUAAUGAAGAAAAUGCUGGAUUUGAACAAUCAUUCCUUGAUAUUAUAAUGAUGUAGAUUGAUAAUAAAUGGGAUAGAUUAUGCUUCUACUCUUUUCUGUGGGAUUUUGCCAUUUACAGUUUUUUUGAAUACCUAAUGUACUUUUCUCCGUGACUAAUAUGGAUACUAUUGUUAACAGCUUUUUAAUGUGUAUUGCUCUUGGACCAAGUUGCGCUUGAUAUGUUCAAAUGAUCUACUUUGUAUUGCUGUCAGGCAUUAUUGCGCAAUUGCCUUGAUGAAAAAUAAUAUUAAUACCAUAAUCAAGCUGGUUUUAUUGUCAAAGUAUACAUUAUUACCUAUUUUAGACACAUUAGAAUAUGUAUAGAUAACAGGCUACAUUAUACUAUAUAUGGAUAACAGGCUACAUUAGACUAUAUAUGGAUAA